Messenger RNA from Colletotrichum navitas, 696 nucleotides. RefSeq lists its product as uncharacterized. NCBI's taxonomy places the organism in Eukaryota, Fungi, Ascomycota, Sordariomycetes, Glomerellales, Glomerellaceae. The annotation marks the transcript as partial. The transcript has 2 exons. The record is from RefSeq and is a predicted model, not a curated record.
ACCGCUCCUCCAAGUAUUACUGUAUUGUACGCUAUAUCGGUACAUUCCUGCCGUUAGUUUGGGCAAGGGCACUUCCUCUCUAUUGUGCCUGCCUUGCGAGAAUCGUGUGCUCCGCUUCACUGCCGAGAGAUGCAAUUCACUCAUCGCCCACUUUUAGUACCUUCCCUCUCUUACGUUACGCAUGCAUCCACCCUCUCGACCACCUCUGUGACCACUUGCGUACAGAGUUUGAAGCUUUUCCCAGUUUCUUGUCUGACCAGCGGGCUCAAAUAUACACGAGCUUGCUCGAGCUUGAGGCACGCCUUGCAAAGGCGCCACACUCAGCCGAGACGCACAAUCAGAUGGAGAGGAUCUGCAAGCAGCUGGAGGAUCUGUCCAACGAGACGGAGGCGCGCCGCGAUGCGCUGGAAGCAAGCAGUCGAGAAGGUGUGCAGUGAGUGAAGGAGAUGCGAUGCUUCCUGGUUAAGAAGAUGUGGUUUCUUAUCGACGAAAGCAUGUGCUAACAAAGCAAGGAAUACGGGUUUAGGAGACAUGGCUAGCGGCGAGAUUGUGAUAAGCGCGGGUAGCUACUGGGAGGCACUUGAUUAAAUCGAGAGAGGACUGCGGCGUAUUCCGAAUGACGCGCAUUUGCAAGAAGCUGGUUGAUGCCGUGACGCAGAGUGCCACUUCAAGAGGCGUGAGAGAGUGAGUGUUGGG